UUUUUGCACGGGAUCUCUGCAAAUGAACGUAGAGAGGUUUUACUCUCUCGCUCUCUCUCUCUCAGUCAUCCCUGUGCCAUUUCCCCCCAAUCCGACACUUAAUUGAGCAACCGGGACACCUCACGUGCAGGACUGAUUUGUAGUUUGAACACGUGACUCAUUGAAAAAGGCAGAAUAAUUUAGUUUUUUUUGUUUUGUUUCCCGUUCUCUCGAUGUUAUUAAGAGGCGGUGCCUACACAAACGUGUGUGACAAUUUAGUCGCAUCGCCAAAUAAUAAAGAAACUUUCUCUAUCUUCCCGGCCCUUGCCUCGCAGAGGUGACGGAAUAAAUAAUUCAGCGCGUUUAAAUCAAGAGGAAACGCGAGUGCGCGCAAGCACGGCGGCGAUCUCGUCCAUCAAAUAUCUCAGUAGCUAGGAGUGAUUGGGAGAACACUCCCAGACCCUCAGCUGAGCGACAGUGUGGUUCUCUCUCUCUCCAAACACUGCCCAUCCGAGCGACGCGAUAAAGGGCUGCCCCUCUGCAACACGGUCGCUCUUUUCCGUAUACAACAAAAUGAAUAAGCUCUACAUCGGAAACGUGAGCGAGCAGGCGAGCGCGCUGGACUUGGAAAGUAUCUUUGAGCAGUGGAAGAUACCUUUCAGUGCACCCUUUCUCGUAAAAAGUGGCUACGCGUUUGUGGAUUGCCCCGACGAAAAGGUAGCGAUGAGGGCCAUUGACACUCUUUCAGGGAAAGUAGAACUCCACGGAAAAUUCUUAGAAGUGGAGCACUCUGUCCCUAAACGACAAAGGAGCUGCAAACUGCAGAUCAGGAAUAUCCCACCUCACAUGCAGUGGGAAGUUUUGGACGGGUUGUUAGUGCAGUACGGCACAGUGGAGAGCUGUGAACAAGUCAACACUGACACAGAGACUGCUGUUGUCAACGUGCGAUAUUCCGCCAAGGACCAAGCCAGAGAAGCAUUGGAUAAAUUAAAUGGCUUCCUUAUGGAGAACUACGCACUAAAGGUUUCCUAUAUCCCAGAUGAGACCGCUGCAGCAGAUGCCCCUGCCGUGGGUGGCAGGAGAGGUUUCAACCCACGCGGCCCACCUCGCCAAGGCUCUCCCAAUCUUGGCGCAAGACCUAAACUACAGUCAGACGUACCUCUACGCAUGUUGGUGCCCACCCAGUUUGUAGGAGCUAUUAUUGGCAAGGAAGGUGCUACCAUCCGCAACAUAACCAAGCAGACUCACUCAAAGAUUGAUAUCCAUCGUAAGGAGAACGCAGGGGCAGCGGAGAAGCCCAUCACUGUUCACUCCACACCAGAGGGCUGCAGUUCUGCCUGUCAAAAUAUCAUGGAGAUCAUGCAGAAAGAGGCAAUCGACACUAAGAUCACUGAAGAAAUCCCUCUGAAGAUUCUGGCUCAUAAUAACUUCGUCGGCCGCCUGAUUGGAAAAGAGGGACGCAACUUGAAGAAAAUCGAACAAGAUACUGACACAAAGAUCACAAUCUCACCUCUGCAGGAUCUGACAUUGUAUAACCCAGAGCGCACCAUCACCGUCAAGGGUACAUUAGAAGCUUGCGGAAAAGCAGAAGAAGAAAUCAUGAAGAAAAUCCGUGAGUCCUAUGAGAAUGACGUAGCUGCCAUGCAUCUACAAUCUAACCUGAUUCCAGGGCUCAAUCUGAACGCGUUGGGUAUUUUUCCCGGUGCAGCGAGUGGAGGGAUGUCACCUUCUGUGGUAUCAGGACCUCCAGCUGGGGCUCAAGCUGGCUAUCAAUCAUUUGGGUGCAGCGUGUUUGGGGGUGAGGUGCCAUUUUGGGCCUCUACACUCUCCUCCAGCAACAGCAUAGCCUUUUCUCAGGCACAGGUGGAGUCGGAAACCGUGCACCUCUUCAUUCCUGCUCUGGCAGUUGGUGCUAUUAUCGGCAAGCAGGGCCAGCACAUUAAACAGCUCAGCCGCUUUGCUGGUGCAUCAAUCAAAAUUGCACCUGCUGAUGGAAUUGACACCAAGCAAAGAAUGGUCAUUAUUACUGGACCACCAGAGGCACAGUUCAAGGCUCAGGGACGUAUCUUUGGGAAGUUAAAAGAGGAGAACUUCUUUGGACCGAAGGAAGAGGUUAAAUUAGAGGCUCACAUAAAAGUGCCAUCAUUCGCCGCUGGCAGAGUCAUUGGCAAGGGAGGCAAAACGGUGAAUGAACUACAGAACUUGACCAGUGCAGAGGUGGUUGUCCCGCGGGACCAGACGCCUGAUGAAAAUGACCAAGUAGUAGUAAAAAUCACAGGCCACUUCUAUGCAAGCCAGCUGGCCCAGAGGAAGAUCCAGGAGAUUAUCUCUCAGGUGAGGCGGCAGCAGCAGCCCAAGGCCUCGGCCACAGGUCCACCAGUCGCCCGGAGGAAAUAGAGCCACUGCGUCUUCUCAGGAGACUGAAAGGACACGGGACGCGUCCAUCUCAGGGGUCAGGGAAUGUCCUUACAACCCCGCCCGCUUUUACACCCAUUCCGCCUGAACUUGCCUUAAUAGGGUAACUGCACAGACCUUAAUUGACAGAUGCUGAACUUUGUUUUGGUUAUGAGUUUAUUGGGAAAUGCAGCAUUUGAGUGUAAAAGGGUUUUCAAGCCUGUUUUUGGGGUAAGGAAUGGGUGACACAGGGUGGGGUUUAAGGUCUUUGGCUUGAGAUGGAAAGAGGAUUGUUGACGGAAGUAAGCUGUCCUGGGAUCCAGUGGCAUUUUAUAAAUUCUGAUGCAUUUUAUAGAUGAAUAGAUAUAUAUACAUAUAUAAAAUUAUGAAAGAAGGUGGAGCAACACUGCCACUUAUGACUGAGGGAAGUGUUGAUUGGUGUUGGCCAGGAAACCAAGUUAAUAUGCAUUUUACUGAUCUACCUCAGGCUAGAGUACCUCAGAAAAAAAGAAAAUGAUAUAUGAAAAAAGUUCUGUUCUUUUUUUUUUUAUUUUGCUUUGUGGUAUUUUGUAUACUUUAUAAAGCUAAUAGUUCUUGAACAUUUUUAUUUUUUUAAGAAAAUGUAAAAUUGAGUCUGUAGUUAACGGAUGAUGCUCGAAUUCCGCCUUGCUCCUUUUGACGCGCGCCAUGAAUAACUACUGUAUAUAUACACGUUUGCGCGCGUCGCACGAGUGAAAGAGCGGAGUUUGGGCUUCUGUGUAAGCUACAGAUAGGAGAAAGAAAAGAAAAGCGCCUCAGUGUCGCUGAGGAGCCACCACCCUCUGAACACCGUCAAGGUAAUGAGAAAUAACGCCACCCGUACAUACCGCAGCAAUGCGGUGCUAAUAACUGUCUCGGCGGUAGCAGACGUUUCACCCGCAUUUCAUUACACUUCAGUCAGGGUUGGAUGCAAGCAAUAGAGGUCAGGGAUAAGCAAGGUCCUGUUGUAACCUCUUUGACACCCCCUCAUCCUCGGCGCGAUUAGUUGUCUAUCAAAUUAAAAUAACGACCAGCCCGAGUGAGGUUGUUUUUUCUUUUCCCGUGCUCAUCGUUUUUUUCCUCACUUUCCUUUUCCAAAUAACGCGAUCCGUUUGGUCUUGGGACGGGCUUUUUUUUUUUUCACAACAAACUGGGCUUUACAUGCCGAAGAUUUUCAGUGUUUAACGUCAGUCAAUGCAUGUCAGGGGUUCGGGGAGUUACACUGUUCUGAUGCUUUUGCGUUGAUAGCUAUAGGUUACAAUAGUCAAGGGCGAACGGUUUCAUUUAUAUCUUUCGUUUAUCAUUCAAAGUGGAAAAAAAGCAAAAAAAUAUAUAUAAAAUGAACUUUAGCAAAGAAAAAACGUUUAGUAAAGAAACUGAGAAACCAAUAUUCCUUUUGUUUUCAUGCAGAAUGUAAAUAUGAUUUGAUUAUGGUAAAAGAGUGCAUCCACGCUUCCACACUAGUAAGGCCAUUGUCUACCUCAGCUGAGGAAAGGGUGGGCUCCGUCUCUCCUGAGACCUCCAGCGCGCGCAGCGAUACCUCAAGUCCCUCGCGAACACUUCCGCACUGGGUACGCGCGUGGCGCCGAGCGCUGACCAGAGGGGCACAAGUGAUCGUUUUGUUUUUCUUUCCACCCUUCUCUUACACCGUUUUUGAUCUACCUCUUAUUAGAAAAGUAUUUAAAUUAGAGGCAUAUUGCUAUGUGUUAGAAUCUAUAGGGUCAUGUUCCAUCUGCCCCUUUCCUCACACACAAAAAAAAUAUAUCAUUUAAAAAAAAAAA
This is a messenger RNA of Sinocyclocheilus rhinocerous, 4172 nucleotides long. RefSeq names its product insulin-like growth factor 2 mRNA-binding protein 3. NCBI's taxonomy places the organism in Eukaryota, Metazoa, Chordata, Actinopteri, Cypriniformes, Cyprinidae. The transcript is spliced from 16 exons. The coding region runs from base 553 to 2376 and encodes 607 amino acids. Gene Ontology annotation, molecular function: RNA binding. The record is from RefSeq and is a predicted model, not a curated record.